CUCUCUCUCUCUCUUCCCUUAGACCUUUCUCUCUCAAAUGCUUAAAUCGGAAAGCUCGAGAGAAAUCUAUGGCCAUUUAAAGGGGUGUAAUAGAUGUAGGGUUUCAUAUGUUCUUGUCAUUUUAGUAUUUUCCUCUUCUAAUUUUGGCAAAAUGCAGACAUCUUCGUCUCCCUAAGUUUCUCCAUUUUUAGAAAUAUUAGCCUGCCUUGCACUCUAUAUAUAGCCCUUGUAGUUCUGGAUUGUGGAUUCAUCCAUUUGUAUCCCGGUUUAUUCUCUGUGCUCCCUUUGAAUUUCUCCAAGAUUUUUGUUUGGGUUUUCUUUAUUCUGCUGGAUUAGUGGCAGUGAUAUUUUUUUUUUCCGGGAUGGUUCGGGAGAAGAUUCAGAUCAAGAAAAUCGACAACGCCACGGCGAGGCAGGUGACAUUCUCCAAGAGGAGAAAAGGGCUUUUUAAGAAAGCUGAGGAGCUAUCUGUGCUGUGUGAUGCUGAUGUUGCCCUCAUCAUUUUCUCUUCCACUGGGAAGCUCUUUGACUAUGCUAGCUCCAGCAUGAAGGGAAUACUUGAAAGACGGAAUCUGCACUCGAAGAACCUGGAAAAAAUGGACCAACCAUCUCUUGAAUUGCAGCUAGUGGAGAACGCCAACCAUUCCAGAUUAAGCAAGGAAAUUGCAGAUAUGACCCAUCGUCUUAGGCAGAUGCGGGGAGAGGAUCUUCAAGGAAUGAGCAUUGAGGAGUUGCAGCAACUGGAGAGAUCCCUCGAAACAGGACUGAGCCGUGUUAUAGAGAAAAAGGGCGAGAAGAUUAUGAAGGAGAUCAAUGAACUUCAACAAAAGGGAAUGAAUCUAAUGGAAGAGAACGAGCGAUUAACACAGCAGGUGAUGGCAAUAUCAAAUGGUCAGAGAGUCACACCAGUCAUUAAUUCAGACAAUAUGUUGAACGAAGAAGGCCUGUCCUCCGAGUCUAUUACUAAUGUCUGCAACUCGACCAGUCCUCCACAAGACUACGAUGACAGCUCCGACACCUCCCUCAAGUUGGGGUUGCCCUACUGAGGCUGAGAACCAAGAAGAGAAGCCAUGGGAGCCUCUCUACCAUAUGUAAGCUAGAUAAAUAUAACUGUAAUUAACUACUAAUAUAUGUGGGACUGUUAAAUUGCAAUGGACAGCUUCAAUGUUUUCCCCCUCUAGUAGGUCUGUGUUAUCAUCUUCCAUACAUGACAUUUGCUGAUUAUCAGUAGUGACAAUUUGAAUGGUUUACAUUUCAAUGGCUUAUGUUGAAUUUUAACUCGCUUUUAGAGCACAUCAAAUACAAGUCAAGAGUUGAUCAA
This is a messenger RNA of Ipomoea triloba (trilobed morning glory), 1321 nucleotides long. RefSeq names its product MADS-box protein JOINTLESS-like. Bases 363 to 1046 code for a protein of 227 amino acids. Gene Ontology annotation, cellular component: nucleus. NCBI's taxonomy places the organism in Eukaryota, Viridiplantae, Streptophyta, Magnoliopsida, Solanales, Convolvulaceae. The transcript has 8 exons. Gene Ontology annotation, biological process: positive regulation of transcription by RNA polymerase II. Gene Ontology annotation, molecular function: protein dimerization activity; RNA polymerase II cis-regulatory region sequence-specific DNA binding; DNA-binding transcription factor activity, RNA polymerase II-specific. The record is from RefSeq and is a predicted model, not a curated record.